This is a messenger RNA of Frankliniella occidentalis (western flower thrips), 2472 nucleotides long. Its product is annotated as glucose dehydrogenase [FAD, quinone]-like. NCBI's taxonomy places the organism in Eukaryota, Metazoa, Arthropoda, Insecta, Thysanoptera, Thripidae. The record is from RefSeq and is a predicted model, not a curated record. Gene Ontology annotation, molecular function: flavin adenine dinucleotide binding; oxidoreductase activity, acting on CH-OH group of donors. The transcript is spliced from 8 exons. Bases 75 to 1946 code for a protein of 623 amino acids.
GUUGCCUCGGCGGCGCGUGGUGCGGCCGGCGCGCGGCCCAGAGGCAGUCUAAUCCAAUCCUUCUUGACAUCAAGAUGGUCCACCCGACGCACAGCAGACGCCUGCUGGGGCUGCUUGUGCUGCUCGCGCUGCAGGGGCGCUGCGUCUACGGCCAAGGCCUGACCGAGUCGCUGCUGCUGUCGCUGGUGCAGGAGAUGACGGCGGGGCCGUACGAGCCGCCGGACCACGGGCUGCCGCUGCCGCAGUACGACUUCGUGGUGGUGGGCGCGGGCACGGCCGGCUGCGCCGUGGCGGCGCGCCUCAGCGAGGUGCCCGGCUGGAGCGUGCUGCUCGUCGAGGCCGGCGGCCGGGAGCACUUCGCCAUGGACAUCCCCAUCGUGGCCAACAUGCUGCAGUUUAGCAACGUCAACUGGAAGUACCGCACCCAGCCCUCCAAGACGGCCUGCCUCGGCAUGUCCGGCCGACGCUGCAACUACCCCCGCGGCAAGGUGAUGGGCGGCUCGAGCGUGCUCAACUACAUGAUCUACAACCGCGGCCACCCAGAGGACUACAACAACUGGGAGCGGAUGGGCAGCGAGGGCUGGGGCUUCAAGGACGUGCUGCCGUACUUCAAGAAGUUAGAGAACAUGCUGGACCCCGAGCUCCGCGGGGACCGCGACUGGCACAACGUCGGCGGCCCCGUGAGCGUGACGCACCUGCCGUGGCACACGCCGCUGGGCCGCGCCUUCAUCGACGCGUACAAGGAGACCGGGUACCCGGAGGUGGACUACAACGGCGCCCAGCAGCUCGGCGUGUCACCCCUGCAGGUGACGAUGCAGAACGGCAGCCGCUGGAGCUCCAACAGGGCCUACUUGUCCCGGCUGCGCCAGCGACGCGGCGCCGGCACGCUGCACGUGCUCAAGAACACCAUGGUGACCAAGGUGCUGACGGAGGGCGGCGAGGCGCAGGGCGUGGAGCUGGUGCGCGCCGGCCGGCGCUACACGGUGCGAGUCCGGCGCGAGGUGGUCGUGUCCGCGGGCGCCAUCAACUCGCCGCACCUCCUCAUGCUGUCCGGCAUCGGGCCCCGGGAACACCUCCAGGACGUGGGUAUUCCCGUGGUCGCUGACCUGCCCGUGGGGUACAACCUCAUGGACCAUGUCUCCGCGGGCGCGGUCAUCUUCACCGUUAACGACACCGUCUCCAUCAGGACGGAGCGCGUCACGUCCUCCGUGAAGGACCUGGCCGACUACUUCUCGCACCGCUCCGGCCCGCUGUCCAUCCCCGGCGGCUGCGAGGCGCUGGCCUUCCUCGCGCUGGACGGCAACAAGAUGGGCUGGCCCGACCUCGAGAUGCUGUUCGUCAGCGGCUCCAUCACCUCCGACGUCACCUUCCAGGACGGCUUCGGGCUGGACCGAAAGCUCUACAAGCAGGUGUUCGGCGGCGUGGAGCAGAUGGACUCGUGGAUGCCGCUGCCGAUGCUGAUGCGGCCCAAGAGCAAGGGCCGCGUCAUGCUGCGCGAUCGCAACCCGCUGCGGAAGCCACUCAUCUACCACAACUACUUCGACCACCCCGAGGACCUGGACACGCUGGUCGACGGCGUGCUCGAGGCCGUGCGCCUGUCGGGCACGCGCGCCUUCCAGCGCUACGCCUCGCGGCUGAACGACGAGCCCGUGCCCGCCUGCAAGCAGCACGCCUUCGGCACGCGCGACUACUGGCGCUGCCACAUACGCCACUUCCCCUUCACCAUCUACCACCAGUCCGGCACGUGCCGCAUGGGCCGCAAGGGCGACCCCCUGGCCGUGCUGGACCCGCGGCUGCGCGUGCAGGGCGUGCGCCGGCUGCGCGUGGUCGAUGCCUCCGUCAUGCCCAUGAUCCCCGCCGCACACACCAACGUGCCCACGUACAUGAUCGCCGAAAAGGCCGCCGACAUGAUCAAGGAGGACAACGGCGCUCUGCCUCGCGGUUGAUCCAUCGAUCCUGAUCGAUCUAUUACGGCACCUUAUUCGUGAAGGGAGUCACCCCCCCCCCCUUUUUCCUCUUGCCAUGCACCCAGGCUUUAUUCUCAAAGCCGGGUUCUACACUUCGACUGAUUUUUGUAGUUUUAAGGUUGUCAGAUUAAGUUUUACUUUACUGAUGGGGGCCACCCCUUUAGAUAAGCUGAACAUCGAUUCAGUGAUGAAUGGUGUCGUUUGUUCGCUUUCCCCGCUCUCCGUCCGUAGCUGCAGAGCUGCCGACGAGGGUAAACUCAAGUUCGGGGUUCAUGAACUGGGAAUGCUACCUCCGCUCCGCCACGCGAGAGUUUCGGGUGGACCGAAAAAUGAAUAAAAGGGGCUCCUUUGGCCUACUGGUUCUUUUAAGUCAACUCGUGAUAAUGUGAUACUUAUGUCUCGUUAUAAUUAUUUAUGGUGUAGUAUUAUUAGUUUCUAAUUAUUUCUUACAUUUAUUGAAAUUGUUGACACUGUGGAGAAUAAAUAAAAGAAAAGUCAAGAAAUA